GGCAGUCGCCAUAGUGAGUUGCCAUGCCUCUCCUCUCCAAGAUGGACGCAGACAUGCUGCUGCUCAAGAAACAGACGGAGGACAUCAGCAGUGUCUAUGAGAUCCGGGAGAAGCUGGGCUCGGGUGCCUUCUCCGAGGUGAUGCUGGCCCAGGAAAGGGGCUCUGCUCAUCUUGUGGCCCUCAAGUGCAUCCCCAAGAAAGCCCUUCGGGGCAAGGAGGCUCUGGUGGAGAAUGAGAUUGCGGUACUCCGCAGGAUCAGCCACCCCAACAUUGUGGCUCUGGAAGACGUUCAUGAGAGCCCUUCUCACCUCUACUUGGCCAUGGAGCUGGUGACCGGUGGUGAACUGUUUGACCGCAUCAUGGAGCGGGGCUCCUACACGGAGAAGGAUGCCAGCCACCUUGUAGGGCAGGUCCUCGGGGCUGUCUCCUAUCUUCAUAGCCUGGGCAUUGUGCACCGGGACCUCAAGCCUGAAAACCUCCUCUAUGCCACACCCUUUGAGGACUCCAAGAUCAUGGUCUCUGACUUCGGCCUGUCCAAAAUACAAGCUGGCAACAUGCUAGGCACAGCCUGUGGGACCCCAGGAUAUGUGGCCCCAGAGCUCCUGGAGCAGAAACCCUACGGGAAGGCCGUAGAUGUGUGGGCCCUGGGUGUCAUCUCCUACAUCCUGCUGUGUGGGUACCCCCCCUUCUACGACGAGAGCGACCCUGAACUCUUCAGCCAGAUUCUGAGGGCCAGCUACGAGUUUGAUUCUCCCUUUUGGGAUGACAUCUCAGAAUCAGCCAAAGACUUCAUCAGGCACCUGCUGGAGCGUGAUCCCCAGAAGAGGUUCACCUGCCAACAGGCCUUACAGCAUCUUUGGAUCUCUGGGGAUGCAGCCUUGGACAAAGACAUCCUGGGUUCUGUCAGUGAACAGAUCCAGAAGAAUUUUGCCCGGACCCACUGGAAGCGAGCAUUCAAUGCCACAUCGUUCCUACAUCACAUCCGUAAGCUGGGGCAGAGCCCAGAGGGUGAGGAGGUCUCCCGGCAGGGUAGGAUCUGUUACAGCCACCCAGGCCUUGGGACUAGCCAGUCCCCCAACUGGUGACAACCAGGUGGAUGCCAAAGAAGACCAAGUGGACUGACUCCCAGCUUUUCUUUCCUCCAGCCCUUUUGGUCUCCUUCCCUGCCCCUUAUCUCCCUAGCUGGCCUCUGCUGGAAAGUUUGAGACUGUGGGUGUGCUGCAUG
Arvicola amphibius (Eurasian water vole) is the source of this 1225-nucleotide messenger RNA. It is a transcript of the gene Pnck, whose product is annotated as pregnancy up-regulated nonubiquitous CaM kinase. Gene Ontology annotation, cellular component: intracellular anatomical structure. Gene Ontology annotation, biological process: peptidyl-serine phosphorylation. The record is from RefSeq and is a predicted model, not a curated record. The coding region runs from base 24 to 1085 and encodes 353 amino acids. The transcript has 12 exons. Lineage: Eukaryota; Metazoa; Chordata; Mammalia; Rodentia; Cricetidae. Gene Ontology annotation, molecular function: calmodulin binding; calcium/calmodulin-dependent protein kinase activity; ATP binding.